AGUUAGAGAGAGGAAGAGAGAGGAAAGAGAGGCAAAGGAGGGUGGGAGAGAAAGAGAGAGAGGUGUUUGACUGUUCAGAGUUUGUUUGAUUCGUUUGCUUCCUUCAAACGUUUCAAAUCUUCCUCUUCUUUGGUUCUACAUUUACUUAUUUAUACACACAUAAACAUAUUAUUACUUACUUUUACAUUUACAAAUUACACGUCUCUCUCUCUCUCUCUCUCACUCUGUGUUAUAUUAUAUGUGUUUAUAUAUAUAUAUAUAUAUAUCUCCCUCUCGCAGAGACUAGUUCGUGUUUUGUAAUUUCGUUACGCUUUUGGGUUUCAUUGGAAUCCAAUAUUCAACCCAGCACGUAACUCAACACAAAUAUAUAUUAUCCGAACAAAUCAAGUAUUAUCGAAAUUCGGAAGAGAAAUAAAUCGGUAUAUAUCUAUAUUGUAUUUGUCGAUGGUGACUUUGAGUAUUAGAAAUAAUAAUAGGAUCACCAAGAAGGAGGAAGAAGAAGAUCCGGGGGUGCAGAAGAAGAAAACCAUACAGGGAAUGCAACUGGGGAAAUAUCAGGUGGGAAGGACCCUUGGAGAAGGAAACUUCGGGAAAGUGAAGCUCGCUCAGGACAUUCAAUCUGGAAAGCCUUACGCCGUUAAGAUCAUCGAGAAGAACAGAAUCAUCAGUCUCAACAUCACCGAUCAGAUUAAGAGAGAGAUUGGCACUCUCAAGCUCCUCAAACAUCCUAAUAUCGUCAGAUUACAUGAGGUUUUGGCAAGCAAAACCAAGAUUUACAUGGUCUUAGAAUACGUCACCGGUGGAGAACUCUUUGAUAGAAUUGCAUCUAAGGGCAAGCUAACAGAAGCUCAAGGCAGGAAGCUCUUCCAACAGUUGAUUGAUGGCGUGAGCUGCUGCCAUAAUAAGGGUGUCUUCCAUCGCGAUCUCAAGCUUGAGAAUGUUCUUGUUGACGCUAAAGGGAACAUAAAGAUUUCUGACUUUGGCCUCAGUGCAUUGCCGCAGCAUUUCAGAGAUGAUGGUUUAUUGCAUACAACUUGUGGAAGUCCCAACUAUGUUGCUCCAGAGAUCCUCGUGAACAGAGGAUAUGACGGUGCCGCCUCGGAUAUAUGGUCGUGCGGUGUCAUAUUGUAUGUAAUUCUUACAGGAUAUCUUCCAUUUGACGAUAGAAAUCUCGCAGUUCUCUAUCAAAAGAUAUUGAAGGGAGAUACUCAGAUACCAAAAUGGCUCUCACCUGGCGCGCAGAACAUGAUAAGGAGAAUUCUGGAUCCCAACCCCGUGAAGCGGAUAACAAUGGCAGACAUCAAAUCGGACGAUUGGUUUAAGCAGGGUUACAUUCCUGCAAACCCCGAGGAGGAAGAAGAUAUCAACAACAUUGGCGAUAACGCCUUCUCACUUCAUGAAGUGGUACCCGAAGAAGCGGAGAAGAAUUCAGACUCGCCUGUACUAAUCAAUGCCUUUCAACUGAUUGGAAUGUCCUCAUGCCUAGACCUCUCAGGUUUCUUUGAGAAGGAGGAUGUUUCCGAGAGAAAGAUCAGGUUCACAUCCAACCAUUCUGCAAAAGAGUUGAUCGAGAGGAUUGAGGAGAUUGUAACGGAGAUGGGGUUUUGUGUUCAAAAGAAAAAUGGAAGGUUGAAAGUGACGCAAGAGCACAAGGGGCAAAAAAGUCCUGGUAGUCUCUCCGUUGCGGCGGAGGUGUUCGAGAUUAGCCAUUCUUUGUAUGUAGUUGAAUUAAGGAAAUCAUAUGGAGAUGCGUCGGUUUACAGACAGUUGUGUAAGAGGCUAUCCAAUGACUUGGGUGUUCCCUCAAGCCAAGAGCUGUUAACCACACAAGUUUGAGCUUUUGCAGCCUUUUCUCAAGUCAAAGGAAUACUGGAUAUACUCCUCGUACUAUAGAAAUUCAGCUCCUUUAAAUUGAUUCUUUUUUCUUUUUUUUUUAAAGUGUAUUAUUUGGUUUAUUCUGGGAUUACUACAUUAGGCAUAUAUAAAACAUAUUAAUGCCACACGAAAAAUAGUGAAGAAUCGAAGGGUUGCAGUGGCAAGGGUUGUAUAGAGUAGAAAGGCAGUGUAUACGCUUUUUCUUCUUGGUUUAUUACUUCUCUCUCUGUUAUUAAAUUCAUCACCGCAUCUCAAUAAGUAUUUAUUUAUUUGUUUA
Molecule: messenger RNA, 2152 nt
Organism: Morus notabilis
Lineage: Eukaryota; Viridiplantae; Streptophyta; Magnoliopsida; Rosales; Moraceae
Product: CBL-interacting serine/threonine-protein kinase 1
Exons: 11
Coding region: 445-1836 (463 amino acids)
Biological process (GO): protein phosphorylation; signal transduction
Molecular function (GO): protein kinase activity; ATP binding
Source: RefSeq, a predicted model, not a curated record